Magnolia sinica is the source of this 1305-nucleotide messenger RNA. Its product is annotated as probable carboxylesterase 15. Lineage: Eukaryota; Viridiplantae; Streptophyta; Magnoliopsida; Magnoliales; Magnoliaceae. Gene Ontology annotation, molecular function: hydrolase activity. The transcript has a single exon. The record is from RefSeq and is a predicted model, not a curated record. The coding region runs from base 96 to 1103 and encodes 335 amino acids.
UGCCAUCCCAUCCCUCCAUUCCCUUAUGAAAGAAAAGGAGAGGCUAUUACUCCAUGCAAAGCUCCCUAGCUUGAGGAACUGAGUCUGGAGUAGUCAUGGCUUCCGAGAAGACGGUCGUAGAAGAAGUCCCCAACUGGCUCCGCGUCUACGAUGACGGCUCCGUCGAUCGAACAUGGACUGGGCCCACCCAAGCCAAGUUCUUGGUCACUCCCGUACCCCCAUCAGAGACGUUCAUCGACGGGGUGACCACUCGCGACGUGGUCAUCAAUCCCGAUUCGGGCAUCUCUGUCCGAAUCUACGUCCCUGAACAGAAAUGUAACGAUGGUGUACAGCUUCCUAUGCUCCUUCACUUCCAUGGCGGCGGCUUCUGUGUGACUCGAGCCGAUUGGUACAUGUACCACCAGUUCUACACCAAGCUCAUUGCAUCAGCUCCAGCCAUUUGUGUCUCGGUCAACUUGCGUUUAGCUCCUGAGCACCGGCUCCCUGCUGCGAUUGACGAUGGUUAUGCAGCCCAGUCGUGGCUCAGGUCCUUGGCUAGAGCUGAGCUGUCGGAGCCAUGGAUUGGAACCCGAGCCGACUUCUCACGGGUCUUCCUCAUGGGCGACUCGUCUGGCGGGAACAUCGUGCAUGGAGUGGCGGCACGUGCAGGGAACGAAGAUUUAGAACCGUUGCGGCUAGCCGGAGGAGUGCCGAUGCACCCUGGCUUCGUCCGUGCUGAGCGGAGCCGGUCCGAGCUGGAGUUCCCUGGCUCGGCGAUCUUUACACUCGAGAUGAUUGACAAGUUCUUAGCUUUGGCAUUGCCAGUUGGCAGUACUAAGGACCAUCCGAUCACGUGCCCGAUGGGGCCCAUGGCCCCACCCAUUGGAGGGUUGCGGUUGCCGCCGUUCUUGGUGGCGGUGGCGGAGAGAGAUCUCAUGCGCGACACACAGCUGGAAUACGUCGCGGAGAUGAAGAGGAGUGGUAAGGACGUAAAAUUGGUUUUUAGCCCGGGCAUGGACCAUUGCUUCCACUUCAACAAGAUUGCAAUCGACUCGGAUCCGAAUACGGCCAUCCAAACGGAUAUGCUGAUAACAGCCCUUUUGGAAUUCAUUCGAAUGCACUGAGGGUGUGCACUGCACACUGGAUUGCAAGAUAGAUGUAGCUACAAAUAUAUAAUAAUGAGAAUUAAUCACCUGCAUGCUGCUGGUUGCAUUCUAACUUAUCAUGCGACCCUAUCUUUCUAGUUUCCAGUCAAAUGUAUUGCUUUUGUAGAACAUCCAAGCCAUUUGAACAGGUGUACCCCACCAUGAUAUUAUCUGGUAGAAA